GUGCCCCUAAGGCACCAUGGCUAGCGGCGGCUCUGGCAAGUCCACUACUGAGACAUCCACCCCCAGCGGCAGCUCUUUGCCAAGGAAGAAGCUUGUGGCCACCUGCGACCUCUGCAAGAUCAAGAUGCAGCUGGUAGCGGAUCUGCUCCUGCUAACCAGCGAGAGCCGGCCUGUCCAUACGGAGAGCCUGUCCGUCUUCGGAGAAUCCUUUGAGAAGUGCAGGGACACCAUCAUCGCCAGGACCAAAGGCCUCUCCAUUUUGACCCACGAUAUCCAGAGCCAACUCAACAUGGGCCGUUUCACCGAGGUGGGGGACAUCCUGGGGGAGAUGGGGGACUUGGUAGUCUCUUUGACAGAGUGCUCGGCCCACGCUGCUUACCUGGCGGCGGUGGAGAUGCCGGGGGCUCAGCCGGCUUUACCUGGCUUGGUGGAUCGCUACAAGGUGACCAGAUGUAAGCACGAGGUGGAACACGGGUGUGGGAUCUUGAAGACCACCCCUCUGUUUGACCUAAGCCCUCAGCUCCUUUUGGACGUCUCGCAGAACAUGUCCAAGAACUUGAAGUUCCUGACCGACGCCUGCGUCCUGGCCAGUGAGAAAUCCAAGGAUAGGUUUGCCAAGGAGCAGUUCAAGCUUAGCGUCAAAUGUAUGAGCACCAGCGCUUCUGCUCUCCUGGCCUGCGUCCGGGAGGUCAAGACGUCCCCCAGCGAGCUGACACGCAACCGGUGCGUCUUGUUCAGUGGACCUUUGGUGCAGUCUGUGUGUGCGUUGGUGGGCUUUGCCACAGAGCCUCAGUUUUUGGGCAGAGCGGCCACCAUCAACCCAGAGGGGAAAGCUGUGCAGACGGCCAUUUUGGGCGGUGCGAUGAGUGUCGUCUCGGCUUGCGUGCUCCUUACUCAAUGCCUCAGGGAUAUAGCCCAACACAACGACAGUAGCACCAAGAUGACUGAAUACAGGGAAAGGUUGAGGAACUCGGCGUGCGCCGUCUCCGAUGGUUGCAACCUGUUAUCUCAGGCCCUAAGGGAACGCUCGUCACCCCGGACUUUACCGCCAGCAAAUGCAAAUUCUGUGAAUUAAUCUAUUCAUUUUUAGAUUGCAUGGCCGCCUCUAACAUAAAGAUACGACAUCCCUUUCCUGGCCCAGAUUUUCUUUUCGUAUACCAAAGAAAUUUGUGUAGCGCAGUCCUUUAAUUCUCCUUCUUAUUGCUAAAGUGACAGUGUGAGGAGGCUGUGAAAACCAUGCUUUUUUAGCUUACAUGUCAUAAUCGACAUGGAUGUUCUACCUGGGGAUGGGAACAGGACGCACAUUUCCCUCCCCCCCCACCCUUUCCAAAUCUUUAAAUCAUCCGAGCAGCCUUAUAUUUAAGCAUGGAACUUGUGGGCGGCUUGCAGUGGUCUUUAAAGACAGGCAGGUAGAAUUCCAUUCAGGCAAGGGAGCAAAGGAAACCUGCAGCCUGCACUUCCUUCUGCUUGGCCCAAAAUCAAGGUCAGUUCUUGGAGGACAAGGCUCCCCCUCUUUGGUAGGCCUUGUGCAAAAUGAUUUCAAUUCCCUGUUCUUCUAUUGCUGGCUGCCAGCAGGCUCCUAGGACCUUGCCCAGGCUAGUAACUUUGGAAUGAUUCCUAAGGCUUGCAUCCAAGCUAAUUCUACUUCAUUGCUUCCUUCUUUUGUUGAAGCCUGUGGUCAAGCAGGGGUUACAGUAAUCCUAGAAAUGGUUUACUGACGGGGGUCCAAGCUUAAAUCGUGCUGGAUGCGAUUUUUAAAAAGUUAGGAGAUACGGGGGUUUUGUGGGAGGAGGGUGGUUCUACCAAAAUCUCCUAGAUGUUUAGUUGAGCAGGAAAAAGAAAAAAAGGAGAGAGAGAGAGAGAAAAAAAAGUUACCUCAGUUUUCAUACACUCUGGAAGAAAGAAAACUUUUUAAGAAUGGGUGAAGCUACGAUUUUUGUUUUGUUUCGUAUGGUUCCUUUUGAAUCGAGUGAUGAGUUAGAAGUGCAUUUGCAGGGAAAGCUGGGUGUCAUUUUCCAAUGGGGGAGCUACUGUGAGUGUGUUAAAAUAGGGAUUGGGUAAAUUACACUAUAACAAAUGAGUGAUUUUGAUUUUUAAUUAUUAUUUUUUCAGUGUUUUUUUUUUAAUCUUGCAUGUACUGGAGUAUUUAUUUCAUCUAUUAAAAUGUUGUUUCUCAGCCAAUCUCUCAACACUUAAAGAAUA
This is a messenger RNA of Ahaetulla prasina, 2202 nucleotides long. RefSeq names its product talin rod domain containing 1 (gene TLNRD1). The transcript has a single exon. Lineage: Eukaryota; Metazoa; Chordata; Lepidosauria; Squamata; Colubridae. Gene Ontology annotation, molecular function: actin binding. The coding region runs from base 17 to 1075 and encodes 352 amino acids. The record is from RefSeq and is a predicted model, not a curated record.